GGCAAAUCAAGUUUGAUUGUGAGUUUUUGGCAACUGAAGGCAUAAUGGAUUAUAGUUUGCUGCUUGGUUUCCAUGUGAAAGGUUCAACUCAAGGUUUGUGCGGUCCUCGAGGUUUAGUCUCCACUGACUCUCUAAGUCAAGGUUCGAUUAGUAGCAGAGGUUCUAUCGAUGAAAAGAUAUUUUCCAGACACUUCGCAAAUAGAUCCUCUGUUUCCAUUAGAACAUCUUCCAUCAGUUCAGUCCGAGCUUCAAUUGAUAGCAGGAGUUCUUGUCCUGAUAGCUCUAUGCUAGAAAAUGAAGAAAAAGAGUUCAAUUUAGCUGACAGUUGGCUGCCCAAGAGUUCCUCUCCAUUUGGUCUGAAAGUCCCAGCACUUGCUGUUCCAAUAUCACGGGACAAGUCCGGGAGCAUUUCCCAUCGAAAGGCUGGUGCACAGCAGUACUAUAAUGUUUCAUUAUACUUUGAAAUAGUAGACAUUUUUCAGAAUUAUGGUGUGAGAAAGCGCAUUGAGCGCGCAUACAAGUCAUUACAGUAUAAUUCAAAGUCCAUCUCAGCUAUAAAUCCCAAAGCAUAUGCUGUUCGUUUCCAGGAUUUCCUUACCCAAAUAUUUCAAGCAGAUGAAUCAGACGACUUGAGCUCACCAAGUGAAAAUGGGAAUCUGGAUGAAGUAGCAGGCAGUUAGAUUAUUUGUCUAUGUUGAUAAUGGACUACUUAACUUAAAAUCUAGCAUGGAGUGAGGCAGUGUCGGCGGUUAAAGAAUCCUGCUGUGUGAAUCAUGAUUAUGAUGAUUCAAGUAAAAGGAUGAUGAUCAGUGGAUACUCUCAUCUUUUUACAGGUGAAUAAUGUUUACUAUGUGAAAUAUUCAGAAAACGGUUGCACUGAAAAAAGAUGAAGAAAAUGCAGUUGAUUAGGUCUAUGCUAGCUAGGAUUCCGUGUGUUGCUAUCUUAAAAGCAAGAAUCAGGAAAAGGGCUGCAUUUUAUGCAUGAGAACAUCAGAAGCAUGUUAUAACUUGUAGAAAUUCAUAAUGAUUUGUCCACGAGGUGUUUAUAAGAAAGUGUAGAAAUUCAUAAUGAUGAUUUGUGUGAUAUGAAUUCACUAAA
Carica papaya (papaya) is the source of this 1099-nucleotide messenger RNA. Lineage: Eukaryota; Viridiplantae; Streptophyta; Magnoliopsida; Brassicales; Caricaceae. The record is from RefSeq and is a predicted model, not a curated record.